Molecule: messenger RNA, 1657 nt
Organism: Sodiomyces alkalinus F11
Lineage: Eukaryota; Fungi; Ascomycota; Sordariomycetes; Glomerellales; Plectosphaerellaceae
Exons: 5
Coding region: 1-1644 (547 amino acids)
Molecular function (GO): protein binding
Source: RefSeq, a predicted model, not a curated record
AUGGGAUCUUGGGUAACCGCCCUUAAGCCCGGCGACAACGUCACAACGCGCUCUCUGUUCGUCAAUUACCCUUCAAGCUCAAUGGACGAGAAGUUUGAUUCUGUGGACCAGUUUGCUUUCAUCUUGAAAUCCCUAAGAGAUCAAUCAUCAGCCCUUGCCCAACUGUGGCCUGCAAAGCUUGUCCGAUCUACAACCCCGCGCUACCCGCUUCUCGGAACUUUACGGAAUCAAGCAACGAUAAUGUCUUUUUUCAAGAAGCUGACGAAGGAGUUCGAGGAGCUCAAAGCUUCUUUCAAAGACGACAAGGACGAGAAGAAAGAAGAAGCGAAGGAAGAAGCGAAGGAAGAGAAGAAGGAAGAGAAGGAGGAAGAGAAGCAGGAAGAGAAGCAGGAAGAGCAAGUUAUUUCGCCGGAGAGCGGUACUCGCAGCGCCGAUCCUCAAGCUCAGUAUCAACAUCCAGGCGGCCAGUACUUCCCCUCCGAAGCUGCUCACCCUCAGCACAACGCUCCCGGUGAUAGUCAGGGCAGCGAACAUGCCCCGACCCCGCCACCGGGGCCCGAUUCGACUCGCUCUCCUCCUCCCGUACCCCCUGGAUGGACCGUCCGCUGGAACGAAGAAUACAAGGCUUGGUUCUACAUCGACGAGUCUACCGGUCGAUCUCAGUGGGACCCGCCUGCACCGCCUGGACCGCCUCCGCCCGGACCGCCUCCCUCCAACGAUCCCCCCGUAGAUGCGCCCGGCGGUGACGGCACGAGGUCGUUUGGUGGCCAUGGUGCCGGCUACCCGGGGAGUCCUCCUGCCCCCUAUCCCCAGCCAGGUUACGGCGGUCAGCCCAGUUAUGGCCCGCCUGGCUAUCCUCAGCCUGGCUAUCCUCAGCCUGGCCAUGGUCAGCCCGGUUAUGGUCAACCCGGUUAUGGUCAACCAGGAUAUCCUCAACAACCAUACGGCCAACCAGGCUAUGGCCAACCAUAUGGCCAGCCGGGAUAUGGCCAGCCAGGCUACGGUUCUCCUUCUCCAGGAUAUCCCUCCCCAGGCUACGGUUCUCCUUCUCCGGGCUAUCCCUCCCCAGCCUACGGCUCCCCCGGAUACGAUCCAUCGCGCGGUCCCUAUCCCCAGGGCGGCGAAGAGAAGAAAAGCAGCAACAGCGGCAUGCUCAUGGGUGCAGCCGGCGGUCUAGCCGUCGGAGCCGUUGGCGGAGCUCUCAUCGCCAACGCAUUGAACGGCUCGGACGACUCGGACGACGAAGGUGCAGCCGCAGCCGCAGCCGCAGCCCCAGCUGCAGCUGAACCCCCGCCUGUUGCCCCCGCCGAGGAUACGUUCGCCCCCGCCGAGGAUACAGUUGCCCCCGCCGAGGAUACAUUGGCCCCCGCCGAGGAUGAAGAUACAUUCGCGCCUCCGGCUGUUCUCCCCCCUACGGAUGCAGACGGCGAGUUGGUUACCUCCAGCGACCGUGAAGAGGUGGCCGAGGCCCGCGCAGAGUACGAAGCGGCCCUUGCUGCGGCGGCUGACUCGGAUGCCAGCAGCAGUGACCACGAGGCCGUCGAGGAGGCGCGGCAGGCGUAUGAAGAGGCGUAUGAGGAGGUCUAUGGCGGUGAUGAUGAUGGCGGUGAUGAUGGCGGUGAUGAUGGCGGCGAUGAUGAGUGAUAAUCUCGGGAGG